Protopolystoma xenopodis is the source of this 273-nucleotide messenger RNA. The record is from the annotation of a GenBank genome assembly. Lineage: Eukaryota; Metazoa; Platyhelminthes; Monogenea; Polystomatidea; Polystomatidae.
GAGUUCUACAAAGCAAUAGACAAUUGCAAUGAGGUAAUCUCUCGUGAUACAGAAAAUGUAAAGGCUCUCUAUCGUCGCGGAAAGUGUUACUUUGAAACAUGGGACCUGGACUUGGCUGAAGCUGAUCUCAAACGAGCGGCCAAGUUAUCACCAAGUUUGGCAGCCAUGGUACAGACUGACCUGGCAACGUUAGCCGAAAAAAAACGCAAUCGUGAAAUGGCUGAUAGACGCUUACUCGCUGGCAAGAUGUCAUUACAAAGCAGCAAUGGUUGA